Magnolia sinica is the source of this 3437-nucleotide messenger RNA. RefSeq names its product alpha-1,4 glucan phosphorylase L isozyme, chloroplastic/amyloplastic. Gene Ontology annotation, cellular component: cytoplasm. Gene Ontology annotation, molecular function: glycogen phosphorylase activity; pyridoxal phosphate binding. Bases 122 to 3058 code for a protein of 978 amino acids. Gene Ontology annotation, biological process: glycogen catabolic process. The record is from RefSeq and is a predicted model, not a curated record. The transcript is spliced from 15 exons. Lineage: Eukaryota; Viridiplantae; Streptophyta; Magnoliopsida; Magnoliales; Magnoliaceae.
UCGUCAAAUAGCACGGGAGUUCCGCUCGUUUGCAGCAUGUUUUUAUAAACAAGAAGAAGGUAAGAAGGGUAGUGGCAGGACUCAUCAGCUUUCUCUGUUUCAGAUCUAAGCAGAGAUAUCAAUGGCAUCUGCUCGUCCUUCUACUCGUUUCUCAGCCGUUAGGUCCCACACAUUCUCUAAUCGCAACCGUUCCAUCUCAGGAUUCCUCGAUUUCACUACCAAAUCCACCGCCAACUCCAAUAUCUUCUCCAUCAGAACCGUCAGUUCUCGUCGUUCCAGACGAAGAUCUUUCUCCGUGAGAAACGUCGCCAGCGACCAGAAACUGAAGGAAUCCAUCUCCGACGAAGGUGCUCAACAUGCUUUGGAUUCCUUCACACCAGAUUCUGCAUCUAUCGCGUCGAGUAUCAAAUACCAUGCAGAAUUCACACCAUCAUUCUCUCCAGAGCAUUUCAACCUCCCUAAGGCUUAUUUUGCUACUGCCGAAAGCGUUCGUGAUUCUCUUAUCAUUAAUUGGAACGAGACAUAUGAUUAUUAUGAAAAGAUAAAUGUGAAACAGGCGUAUUAUCUGUCCAUGGAAUUUCUACAGGGGAGAGCAUUGUUAAAUGCAAUUGGUAAUUUAGAGCUCACUGGUGCUUAUGCAGAGGCUUUGAGCAAACUUGGACAUAAUCUAGAGAACGUAGUGAGGCAGGAACCAGAUGCUGCACUUGGAAAUGGAGGUCUUGGAAGGCUGGCUUCUUGUUUUUUGGAUUCUCUAGCAACAUUAAAUUAUCCUGCAUGGGGUUAUGGGCUUAGAUACAAAUAUGGUUUGUUUCGCCAAACUAUUACAAAAGAUGGCCAGGAGGAGGUUGCAGAAAGUUGGCUUGAGAUGGGGAAUCCCUGGGAAAUUUUGAGAAAUGAUAUCACAUAUCCUGUGAAAUUUUAUGGUAAGGUUGUCUCAGGAUCAGAUGGAAAGAAACAUUGGGUUGGUGGUGAAAAUAUAAAGGCCGUCGCAUAUGAUGUUCCGAUACCAGGAUAUAAAACUAAAACCACAAUUAACCUUCGCCUCUGGGCAACAAAAGUUCCCUCACAAGAUUUUGAUUUACAAUCUUUCAAUGCUGGAGAGCAUGCCAAAGCAUAUGAGGCCCAAGCAAAUGCUGAAAAGAUCUGCUACAUACUAUACCCUGGAGAUGACUCAAUGGAAGGAAAGACUCUUCGUCUAAAGCAACAAUAUACCUUAUGCUCUGCUUCUCUUCAAGAUAUUAUUGCACGUUUUGAGAAGAGAUCUGGAAAAUUGGUCAAUUGGGAUGAAUUUCCUACAAAAGUUGCAGUGCAAAUGAAUGAUACCCACCCAACACUGUGUAUUCCAGAGCUCAUCAGAAUAUUGAUUGAUGUGAAAGGGUUGAGCUGGAAGGAAGCUUGGACCAUUACCCAAAGAACUGUUGCUUAUACAAACCACACAGUUCUUCCCGAGGCACUGGAAAAAUGGAGUUUUGAGCUGAUGCAGAAGCUGCUUCCUAGACAUGUUGAGAUCAUUGAAAUGAUUGACGAGGAGCUGAUUCACAACAUAGUUUCGGAGUAUGGCACUGCAGAUCUUGAUUUGUUAUCGGAAAAACUGAAAGAAAUGAGAAUCCUGGAGAAUUUUGAGUUACCUGAUUACUUCGUACCAUUACUUGUCAAACCAAAGGAAACUGCUGCUGCUGAUUUGGAUGAUGAAGUUGGGCCUGAGGAAAAAGAAGUUGAACCAGAGGAGAAAGUAGUUGAAACAGAGGAAAAAGAAGUUGAACCAGAGGAAAAUGAAGUAAAAGCUGUGGAAAAGGAUCCAAUCGAUGAUGAACCGGCGUUGUUUGAGCCAGAUCCGAAACUGCCAAAACUUGUUCGAAUGGCUAAUCUCUGUGUUGUUUCUGGCCAUGCGGUAAAUGGGGUUGCUGAGAUUCAUAGUGAGAUUGUAAAAGAGGAAGUCUUCAACAGCUUCUACCAGUUGUGGCCUGAGAAAUUUCAGAAUAAAACAAAUGGGGUGACUCCUAGACGGUGGAUCAGGUUUUGCAAUCCUGAUCUUAGUAAAAUCAUAACUAAGUGGAUUGGUACGGAGAACUGGGUUCUAGACACUGAUAAGCUGGCAGAACUUAGAAAGUUUGCUGACAAUGAAGACCUCCAGACUGAGUGGAAGGCAGCAAAAAGGAGCAACAAGAUGAAGGUCGUGUCAUUUUUAAAAGAGAAAACAGGAUAUACUGUCAGUCCUGAUGCAAUGUUCGAUGUGCAGGUAAAGCGCAUCCAUGAAUACAAACGCCAAUUGUUGAAUAUCCUGGGAAUUGUUUAUCGCUAUAAAAAGUUGAAAGAAAUGAGUGCUGAAGAAAGGAAAGUCAUGUUUGUUCCUCGAGUUUGUAUAUUUGGAGGAAAAGCAUUUGCUACUUAUGUACAGGCAAAGAGGAUAGUGAAAUUCAUUACUGAUGUUGGAGCUACAAUAAAUCAUGAUCCUGACAUAGGAGACCUAUUGAAGGUUGUUUUUGUUCCGGAUUACAAUGUCAGUGUUGCAGAACUACUCAUUCCUGCCAGUGAAUUAUCUCAGCAUAUCAGCACUGCUGGGAUGGAGGCAAGUGGAACAAGCAACAUGAAAUUUUCAAUGAACGGUUGUGUUUUGAUUGGGACAUUGGAUGGGGCCAACGUUGAAAUAAGACAAGAGGUUGGAGAAGAAAACUUCUUCCUAUUUGGCGCUCAAGCUCAUGAGAUUGCAGGGCUCAGGAAAGAAAGAGCGGAGGGCAAGUUUGUGCCUGACCCUCGAUUUGAAGAGGUCAAGAAAUUUGUCCGAAGUGGCAUUUUUGGAACAUACAAUUAUGAUGAGUUGAUGGGAUCCUUGGAAGGGAAUGAAGGUUAUGGCCGUGCAGAUUAUUUCCUCGUUGGCAAGGACUUUCCUAGUUACAUUGAAUGCCAAGAGAAGGUUGAUGAGGCAUACCGAGACCAAAAGACAUGGACGAAGAUGUCAAUCUUGAAUACGGCAGGCUCAUACAAAUUCAGCAGUGACCGGACAAUUCAUGAAUAUGCAAAGGAUAUAUGGAAAAUUGAACCUGUCAAUUUACCAUGAAGAGGAGAAUGAUAAAUGAGGCAGACCCAUCUUCCACUGUGUGCUUAUGAUGAAGGUAGUCUUUCCCCUCAUUGAAAUUUGUACUUGGAAUUAUUUUCCAAAUGUUGGUGUUGGGGUUUGCCUUAUAAGGGAUAUAUGUUCAGGACAAUAAAUGUUGGAUUGUAGACCCUACUCAUGCCCAUUUAGUCAAGGUAGCUUUGCCAUUUGGACCUUUCUACACUGGUUCUGAUGUGCUUGAUGACAGAGGACCAUCGGGGAAGAGGAUGACCACUGUCAGCUGAAGAUUAGUGGUUGUUUGGAGCCUCAAAAGAAGAGGGAUGUUGCUCCACAGAACUAAGAAAUCCCAUUGAGUUUUGUAUUUGAAUUUGUGGUUAUCUCA